Manis javanica (Malayan pangolin) is the source of this 915-nucleotide messenger RNA. It is a transcript of the gene SMIM33, whose product is annotated as small integral membrane protein 33. Lineage: Eukaryota; Metazoa; Chordata; Mammalia; Pholidota; Manidae. The record is from RefSeq and is a predicted model, not a curated record.
UUAAUAAAUGUGAAACUCUUGAGAUGCACAGAGCUGGUGGUUGGGCCAGAGAGAUUUCCUAUCUUGGAGUCCACACUUGCCAGUGUAUUUGAGAUACUGCAUUAAAAAUAAAGUGAAAGGAGUAACUUCAGGAAAUCAGUUGGGGUGGGAGUGGCGUGUCCUGGUUGGGGGCGGGGCCUAUUGUCUGGGAUCUGGUAGAAGAGGGGUGGGCAGGCAGAGCCAGGCUCCUGAAGCUGGCAGGGGGCUUGGAAGGAGGUGCCAAGGAGUAAGGUUAAAGCACUAUCAGAGUUAAGGGCUGGGCACGGAGUUGUUCCGAUGUUCACGGAAGUGAAAGCGCAGGAGAGAGCAGAGGGUGUGUGUGCAGAGGGUGUGUGCCCGGUGAGCCCCAUAGACGUGGCAGGUCAGGGUAGGGGCUCAGCUGGGGUGGCAGGCUCUCCUUUGCCCUGCUGGCCAGCAGUCCCGAGGGAGCCUUGCGCCGGGUGGACGAUGUACCAGGCUGGCUGCUACCCCUGGCCUUCUCCCGCUGCGACCGGCUCGGCGGGCCAGGAACCCCAGUGGCAGUUCCCGGAGGUGCUGGGCGGAGCCCGGGAGCUCCCUCCAGGGGACGGGCUGCCCCUGCUCACCGCUAUCGUUGCUGUCUUUGUGCUGCUGGCAGUCUGUAUUGUGGUGGCCGUCCGCCUUGGGCCAAGACUACACCACGGCCAUGCGGCUCUCCCCACAGAACCACCAGCCCCAAAGCCAGAGGACGGCAUCUACCUCAUCCACUGGCGAGUGCUGGGUCCCCAGGACGGUCCUGAGGACACCCAGCAGGGACCUCCGGUUCCUGGCGCCUGCCCUGGGCCAGAUGGGCCUAGGCUCAGCGUCGAUGAAGUGACGUAUCUUUAGGAGGGGCAUUUUGGAAAGUUGGACUGACCU